UUGUAGUUGUUCUUGUUCUUGUUCUUGUACAGAGACGAAAAUGGCCUCUCGCGACAAGAAACCUGCAAAGCCCUCAACGAGUCGAACCGGCGGUAUCCGAACCCUCUCCGAUCUGAACCGCCCCUCUUCCGCUCACGACUCCGACACCGACUCCGAUGAAAUUCAAGAGUACUACACCGGCGGCGAGAAGAGUGGUAUGCUUGUGCAAGAUCCCUCAAAGGGUAAUGAUGUGGAUGCAAUUUUCAAUCAAGCCAGGCAGUUGGGAGCUGUAGAAGGACCCCUUGAGAACUCUCGUCCAUCUUCAAGCUCAAGAAGCUUUACUGGAACUGGAAGAUUACUUUCAGGAGAAACAAUACCGUCUGCUCCUGCACCUCAGCAGCCUGAGGCAGUCAUUCACAACAUUGUUUUCUGGAGAAAUGGUUUUACUGUAAAUGAUGGCCCUUUGAGGAGGUUGGAUGAUCCUGAAAAUGCACCUUUCAUGGAGAGCAUUACAAAGUCCGAGUGUCCAAAAGAGCUCGAGCCUGCGGAUAGAAGAUCCUCGGUUCACGUUAAUCUUAUUAGAAGGGAUGAGAACUGUCCUGAACCCGAGCAGCAUCAUAAUCCGUUUCAGGGUGUGGGAAGAACUUUGGGUGGUGGCAGCACAACUCAGCCAGCUCCCGAGCUAACCACUGACGCGUCUCUCAAUACUGCUCCAACCCCUUCUGCGGGCCUAGUUGUGGAUGAAAACAUGCCGUCAACCUCAAUUCAACUCAGGUUGGCUGAUGGAACACGCAUGAUUGCACACUUCAACUACCACCAUACCAUAGCCGAUAUCCGUUACUUCAUCGAUGCAUCUAGGCCUGGUGGUAGCAGGACUUAUCAGCUGCAGACAGUCGGAUUCCCUCCCAAGCCACUCACCGAUCCAUCCCAGACAGUUGAGAAAGCUGGUCUUGCAAAUUCAGUAGUUAUCCAAAAGUUUUGAGUCGGCUCACAAAAGUCCGUGCUAAUUUAAACCAAAUCUUUCGCUUUGAAGAAUCUUAAUAUGGGUUUAGAAGCACAACGUCUAUACUUCUGAGACCUUGCAGAUCAAACUCUUUGUGAUACUUGGAAAUUGUUUAUAAGAAACACCAUGGAUAAUUUCUCUGAGUAUGUGCUGUCUGUUUUGGCAAAUGAUUUGAUCAUUGUUUGUGUUAUAUUCCUUCUCACUGUGAUUUCUAAUUUGCC
Molecule: messenger RNA, 1203 nt
Organism: Camellia sinensis
Lineage: Eukaryota; Viridiplantae; Streptophyta; Magnoliopsida; Ericales; Theaceae
Product: plant UBX domain-containing protein 4
Biological process (GO): membrane fusion; nuclear membrane reassembly; proteasome-mediated ubiquitin-dependent protein catabolic process
Cellular component (GO): nucleus; cytosol
Molecular function (GO): ubiquitin binding
Source: RefSeq, a predicted model, not a curated record